AAAACACUUACUUAGUCCCAUCUCUAGCUUCGUACAUGUAUAUAAGAUCGUCCUGAGGUGGAACCCAUAACACAUACAAACAAGUCUAAUUCUUGAUCUUGAAUCUUGUAUUAAGAGAGAUCAAGAUUAUAUAUUCUAUUCGUCUUACAAAAAUGAAACAGACCAAUCUCCUGGUAUGUAAAUUAUUCAUAGGAGCCCUGUUUUGGUUAGGCUCUGUUUUGGUUAAUGCAGAAGACCCAUAUAUGUUCUACACUUGGACUGUUACUUAUGGUACAAGAUCUCCUUUAGGUGUUCCUCAACAGGUCAUUCUUAUCAAUGGACAGUUCCCUGGUCCAGCGAUUGAAGCGGUCACAAACAACAACAUUGUUGUUAAUCUCAUUAACAAGCUGGACGAGCCAUUCCUCAUCACCUGGAAUGGAGUGAAGCAGAGGAGGACAUCGUGGCAAGAUGGAGUAUUGGGAACAAACUGUCCGAUCCAACCAAACUCGAACUGGACUUACCAGUUUCAACUUAAAGAUCAAAUCGGUACUUACACUUACUUCGCUUCCACGUCACUGCACCGAGCCAGUGGUGCUUUUGGUGCUCUCAACAUUAACCAGAGAUCUGUUAUUACGACUCCUUAUCCAACACCCGAUGGAGAUUUCACCCUCCUCGUCUCUGACUGGUUCUCAAAUAUGACCCACAAGGACUUGCGAAAAUCGCUCGACGCAGGCUCUGCUCUUCCUCUUCCUGAUGCUCUUCUCAUCAAUGGAGUCUCUAAAGGUUUAAUCUUUACCGGUCAACAAGGUAAAACAUACAAGUUCCGGGUAUCCAAUGUCGGUAUAGCUACAUCGAUAAAUUUUAGGAUUCAAAAUCACACAAUGAGCCUCAUUGAAGUAGAAGGCGCUCACACUCUUCAGGAGAGUUAUGAGUCGCUUGACGUCCACGUUGGUCAGUCCAUGACCGUCCUGGUCACUUUAAAAGCUUCUGUGAGGGACUAUUUCAUCGUGGCCUCAACCCGGUUUACAAAACCGGUACUAACCACAACCGCGAGUCUCCGUUACCAAGGCUCCAAAAACGCUGCAUAUGGGCCUCUCCCCAUUGGUCCUACUUACCAUAUCCAUUGGUCCAUGAAACAAGCAAGAACCAUUAGGAUGAAUUUGACGGCAAAUGCUGCAAGGCCAAACCCACAAGGAUCAUUUCAUUACGGGACCAUACCAAUAAACCGAACUCUAGUCCUAGCCAAUGCAGCCACAUUGAUCUACGGGAAGCUUCGGUACACAGUAAACCGAAUAUCAUACAUCAACCCAACAACACCAUUGAAACUCGCUGAUUGGUACAACAUCUCGGGCGUGUUCGAUUUCAAGACAAUCAUUAGCACUCCAACAACCGGACCGGCUCAUAUUGGUACAUCGGUUAUCGACGUUGAACUUCAUGAGUUCGUCGAAAUCGUUUUCCAAAACGACGAAAGAUCAAUUCAAUCUUGGCACAUGGACGGUACUAGCGCCUAUGCUGUCGGAUACGGGUCAGGGACAUGGAACGUGACCAUGAGGAAACGUUACAACUUGGUUGAUGCUGUUCCAAGACACACUUUUCAGGUGUAUCCGUUAUCGUGGACAACCAUAUUGGUGUCGUUGGAUAACAAAGGAAUGUGGAAUCUAAGGUCACAAAUAUGGUCGAGGAGGUAUUUAGGACAAGAGCUCUAUGUUCGUGUUUGGAACGAUGAGAAGUCUCUCUACACUGAAGCUGAGCCUCCUCUUAACGUUCUUUAUUGCGGCAAAGCCAAACGUCCCCUUUAGAUUUAUCAUUGUUAUCUUUUCUACUGAAUUAGGUCACAAUUACGUGGAGUGGAACAAAAAAUACAAACGUAGUCCAAACGGAAAGCUAAUUGAUUUUUCAAUAAAGAGACAAAAUAAAAAUGAAGGAAAAAACUUUCUUUUGUCUUAUGAUUUGAUUCUGUUUUUUUUUUUUUGCUCUCUUAAAUUCAGAUUGUGUUCAUGUAUCUAAAGCAGAAUUGGAAACCAAAAUUUGGAUACUAGAAUUGUCAGUUUGACAUAAAAUUUUAUGUAAAUGAAUUGAAACCAAUCCUAAGCAGUCAUCACUUAUC
Messenger RNA from Arabidopsis thaliana (thale cress), 2086 nucleotides. RefSeq names its product SKU5 similar 15 (gene sks15). The coding region runs from base 153 to 1778 and encodes 541 amino acids. Gene Ontology annotation, molecular function: copper ion binding; oxidoreductase activity. The record is from RefSeq and is marked reviewed. The transcript has 8 exons. Lineage: Eukaryota; Viridiplantae; Streptophyta; Magnoliopsida; Brassicales; Brassicaceae.